AUGCCUCUCCAGCUCUUCCACUUGGCCACCCUGUUCCUUCUCCUCGCGGCCACCGUCUGUGCCGACGACGGUCGGCAGUUCGCCUACAAUGGCUUUGCGGGCAGGAGCCUCGACCUCGACGGCGCGGCCGAGGUCACGCCCAGCGGCCUCCUCAUGCUGACCAAUGGCACUAUCCAGCAGAAAGGCCACGCCUUCCACCCGUCCCCGGUGCCGCUCCGCGCCGCGCGCUCCUUCUCGACGGCCUUCGUCUUCGCCAUCUUCGGGCAGUACAUUGACCUCAGCAGCCCCGGCAUGGCCUUCUUCGUCACCACGUCCAAGGAGGUGCUCGCCACCGCGCUGCCGGGCCAGUUCCUCGGCCUCCUCAACGCCACCAACAACACCAACCCCAACGCCCACAUCUUCGCCGUGGAGCUCGACACCCUCCUCAACUCCGAGUGCCGGGACAUGAAUAGCAACCACGUCGGCGUCGACGUCGACAGCAUGGUGUCGCGAGCAUCCGCCGACGCCGGCUACUACGACGACGCCACGGGCCGGUUCCAGAACCUGAGCCUGAUCAGCAGGCAGGCGAUGCAGGUCUGGGUGGACUACGAUGGCGCGGCAGCCGAGAUCACGGUGACCAUGGCUCCCCUGGGCGUCGCCAGGCCCAAGACGCCCCUGCUGCGGACCGCCGUGAACCUCUCGGCCGUGGUGCAGCACCAGGACACGGCGUACGUCGGGUUCUCGUCGGCCACCGGAAUCCUCUUUGCGCGCCACUUCGUCGUCGGUUGGAGCUUCGCGCUGGACGGGCCGGCGCCGACGCUGAACAUCUCCUCCUUGCCCGCCCUGCCGCCCACCGGGCCCAAGCCACGGUCCAGGGUGCUGGAGAUCGUGCUGCCCAUAGCGUCGGCGACGGUGGUUCUGGCCGUCGGCAUCGCCGCUUACAUCUUAGUCCGACGGCGACUCAGGUACGCGGAGGUCCGGGAGGACUGGGAGGUCGCCUUCGGACCCCAGCCCUUCUCCUACAAGGACCUGUACCAGGCGACCAAGGGGUUCAGCGAGACCAACCUCCUCGGCGCGGGAGGCUUUGGAAGCGUCUACAAGGGCGUGCUCCGCAAGCCCGACAUGGACACGGAGGUGGCCGUCAAGCGGGUGUCGCACCAGUCGAGGCAGGGGAUGAAGGAGUUCGUCGCGGAGGUCGCGAGCAUGCGCCGGCUGCACCACCGCAACCUCGUGCAGCUGCUCGGCUAUUGCCGGCGAAAGGGGGAGCUUCUCUUGGUCUACGAUCACAUGCCAAAUGGCAGCCUAGACAAAUACCUCCAUGAUCCCAGCCCUGGCAAGGCUACAUUGGAGUGGCCUCAGAGGUUGCACAUCAUCAGGGGAGUGGCUUCAGGGUUAUCCUACCUCCAUGAGGGUUGGGAGCAGAUCGUCAUCCAUCGAGACGUCAAGGCAAGCAACGUGCUCUUGGAUGGCGAGAUGAACGGGCGGCUAGGGGAUUUCGGCCUAGCAAGGCUCUACGACCAUGGGUCCGAUGCGCGGACCACACACGUGGUCGGCACCAUGGGCUACCUAGCCCCUGAACUAGGACACACCGGCAAGGCAACCCCGGCUACCGAUGUCUUCGCCUUCGGUGCGUUCCUCCUGGAGGUCACCUGUGGGCGGAGGCCGAUCGAGGAAGACGAGGAAAACAACCGCGUCAUGCUCGUGGACUGGGUUGCCGAACAUUGGCGUCAGGGUUGCAUCACUAAGGCGGCAGACAUUAGGAUGCCAAACAGCUUGGGUCUUGACCAGGUCUCUCUAGUCCUAAAACUCGGGCUUUUGUGCUCCCAUCCUUUGCCCAACGCAAGGCCAACCAUACGACAAGUCAUGCAGUACCUCGAUGGCGACAUGCCCCUCCCGGAGUUUUCACCAGAGUACCUCGGCUCAACCAUGCUGGAGCAGAUGUACAGCGCGGAGUUUUUUAACAAGAAUGCAAUGUCAUACGUGUCAUUGGGUGUCAUUUCCGAUCUCUCCGGAGGAAGGUGA
This is a messenger RNA of Triticum turgidum subsp. durum (durum wheat), 2001 nucleotides long. The record is from the annotation of a GenBank genome assembly. NCBI's taxonomy places the organism in Eukaryota, Viridiplantae, Streptophyta, Magnoliopsida, Poales, Poaceae.